AUGACUGCAGUAGAGUCUGUAAGGACUGCAGUAGAACUAGUACAGGAUGCAGUAGAACUAGUGCUUGAUGCAGCAGGACUAGUACAGGAUGCAGUAGAAUCAGUGAUGACUGCAGUAGAACUAGUACUGGAUACAGAUAAAAGAAAGUCAUCAAUUAUUGUGCGAGUGAAAUCUCUAGCCAGGUAUGAUUUACUGAAGUCUCUAGCCAGGUAUGAUUUACUGAAAUCUCUAGCCAGGUAUGAUUUACUGAAGUCUCUAGCCAGGUAUGAUUUACUGAAAUCUCUAGCCAGAUAUGAUUUACUGAAAUCUCUAGCCAGAUAUGAUUUACUGAAGUCUCUAGCCAGUGACAGAAAUAUAAAUCUACAAGAUCUGAGUAUUGACAGAAAUACAAAUCUACAAGAUCUGAGUAUUGACAGAAAUACAAAUCUACAAGACCUGAGUGAAGAUAGAAAUACAAAUCUACAAGACCUGAGUGAAGACAGAAAUACAAAUCUACAAGACCCGAGUAAAGACAGAAAUAUAAAUCUACAAGACCUGAGUAAAGACAGAAAUACAAAUCUACAAGAUCUGAGUAAUGACAGAAAUACAAAUCUACAAGACCUGAGUAAUGACAGAAAUACAAAUCUACAAGACCUGAGUGAAGACAGAAAUACAACUCUACAAGACCCGAGUAAAGACAGAAAUAUAAAUCUACAAGACCUGAGUAAAGACAGAAAUACAAAUCUACAAGACCUGAGUAAUGACAGAAAUACAAAUCUACAAGACCUGAGUGAAGACAGAAAUACAAAUCUACAAGACCUGAGUGAAGAUAAAAAUACAAAUCUACAAGAAAUGAAUAAAGAUAGAAAUACAACUCUACAAGACCUGAGUAAUGACAGAAAUACAAAUCUACAAGACCCGAGUAAUGACAGAAAUACAAAUCUACAGAAUCUGAGUAAUGACAGAAAUACAAAUCUACAAGACCUGAGUAAUGACAGAAAUACAAAUCUACAAGACCUGAGUGAAGAUAGAAAUACAAAUCUACAAGACCUGAGUGAAGAUAGAAAUACAACUCUACAAGACCUGAGUAAGACAGAAAUACAAAUCUACAAGACCCGAGUAAUGACAGAAAUACAAAUCUACAAGACCCGAGUAAAGACAGAAAUACAACUCUACAAGACCCGAAUAAUGACAGAAAUACAAAUCUACAGGACCCGAGUAAUGACAGAAAUACAAAUCUACAAGAUCUGA
Limulus polyphemus (Atlantic horseshoe crab) is the source of this 1230-nucleotide messenger RNA. Its product is annotated as hybrid signal transduction histidine kinase M-like. NCBI's taxonomy places the organism in Eukaryota, Metazoa, Arthropoda, Merostomata, Xiphosura, Limulidae. The coding region runs from base 1 to 1230 and encodes 409 amino acids. The transcript is spliced from 3 exons. The record is from RefSeq and is a predicted model, not a curated record.